ACGCAAUUUCUCCGCCAGCUCCACGUCAUAUUUAUCGCCAGCCCCAAUCGGAACAGGAAGUUUAUAGCCGGAGAACGAGAGAAGGAGAAAGACCUAGAGCAGCUAGAAGAUGUCGUGGCAAGCGUACGUUGACGAUCAUUUGAUGUGUGAGAUCGACGGCCAACGUCUAACUUCAUCUGCUAUCGUCGGCCACGAAGGCGGUGUCUGGGCUCAAAGCGAGUCCUUCCCGCAGUUCAAACCCGAAGAAAUAACUGCCAUUCUGAACGACUUUGCUGAACCUGGAUCUCUUGCCCCAACUGGUUUAUACCUUGGCAAUGUCAAGUAUAUGGUUAUACAAGGUGAACCUGGGGCUGUUAUUCGUGGCAAGAAGGGUUCUGGAGGUAUUACUAUAAAGAAAACAAAUCUUGCUCUAAUAAUUGGCAUUUAUGGUGAGCCGAUGACUCCAGGGCAGUGCAAUGUGAUUGUGGAGAGGCUUGGUGAUUAUCUUCUUGAACAGGGAUUUUAAUUCUUGUGGUGUGCUUGUCUUUUUCAUCUGUACUGAUGGGUUAUGGUACUCUUCUACAUGGGAUUGCAUCUAGAGUUCUACACCAUGCAUUGUGUUAUUCGCACGAAAUAAUUUAUCAAAACCGUGUAGGUUCUGCGUGGGGGAAAUUGCAUUGAAAUCUCUGUUUGCCCUCCUUCCGGUCAGAGUUGCUUUUGCUUACUGGCUAUGUAUUUCUUUAUUAUUGGAUUGUGACUUUUAUGAGCUGAAAUUUUAUAAGAUGCUAGUAUUUCGAACUUCUUAUUGAACUUGUAUUUAUUCUGAAAUAUUUUUUUGGCUGUCCAGUUGUUAGA
This is a messenger RNA of Dendrobium catenatum, 834 nucleotides long. Its product is annotated as profilin. Bases 110 to 505 code for a protein of 131 amino acids. The record is from RefSeq and is a predicted model, not a curated record. Gene Ontology annotation, cellular component: cell cortex. Lineage: Eukaryota; Viridiplantae; Streptophyta; Magnoliopsida; Asparagales; Orchidaceae. Gene Ontology annotation, molecular function: actin monomer binding. The transcript has 3 exons.